GUUGAACACAAAUUAUCGAUUGUCGUGACUGAUUUCACCAAUAGAGAACUGGCACGAGUCCGACACGGUUUAUACUUGGAGCAAAUAUGAAGCUAUUCACUUCUACAAUCCUGCUCCUCGCGCUAGCAUCGAACGCACUUGCAGCAUCCAAUGCUCCAGAAAUAGAACAUGGUUCGUGUUUCGAUUUCUCAUUCCCUUGGUGGACGUGCUAAUAAUCCAGCAUUAGGUCUUGAAAAGGUCACAUGCGGUAGCAUCAUCAAACUCACGAAUGUCGACACUGGAUACAAGCUACACUCUCAUACAGUAGCGUAUGCAUCCGGAUCAGGACAACAAUCGGUUACUGCCCUUUCGUCAUCCGUAGACGCGAAUAGUUUUUGGAAAGUUCAAGCCUCGUAUGGUCGAGGCUGCUUGAGAGGUGAACCUAUACCUUGUGGAGCAACGAUUCGUCUACACCACGUUGGCACCAAGGGAUAUUUACAUUCGCAUAAUCAUCACUCUCCAUUAUCUCACCAACAAGAAGUCAGUUGUUUCGAUAAAGAAGAUACUGGUGACGACUGGCGUUUGGUGUGCACCGGCAAGAGUAAAGAAUGGAUGCGAGAAGAAAGCGUACGAUUGGUGCAUGUAGAGACCAAGAAGUACCUGAGUACAAGUCCUAGAUUCACUUUUGCUGCGCCGAUUUCAGGGCAAUUAGAAGUUUCAUGUGGCGGAAAGGAUGGCUCGACCACGCUAUGGGCUGCUCAGGAAGGAGUCUAUUUUGCUUGAUUAGAAAAAAAAAUAAACGUUAUAAAAAGGAAUUCGUCCCUUGACGUCUUUAAAUGACUAUGGUUACAAGAAUGAGAGGAUUGAGAUUUUUGAUGUGGAGCUAAUACGUCUAAACGAUGACUUGGGUGUCACCAAAAGCCACUGGUUUAUAUUCUGCUUCACU
Messenger RNA from Umbelopsis ramanniana AG, 925 nucleotides. RefSeq lists its product as uncharacterized. Bases 169 to 762 code for a protein of 197 amino acids. NCBI's taxonomy places the organism in Eukaryota, Fungi, Mucoromycota, Umbelopsidomycetes, Umbelopsidales, Umbelopsidaceae. The record is from RefSeq and is a predicted model, not a curated record. The transcript has 5 exons.